ACUUCAAAAGGUGGAUCAUAACACCUCAACCUACAUUUUGCUCCCAUUGGAAACAAAUUCGGUGGCACAGAGGUUGACAGGUUAGCACGUCCGCCACACAGUACAGAGUUGACAAGGCACAGGAGUGACUGGAGGUAAUUACAGAUAGUGACACGACAACGAAUAGAAAGCACAACAAAAGAAUAACGUGAUCUUCUUCCUGCCCCGUAAGAGGCAAAACUAGACAAGAAAGAUGGAGGAAAUAAAAACCCGAUUAAAGGUCAUGCAGGAACGACACAAGGAAAGAUGGGAUCCAUUCCAACUCAACCCAAUAGGUGCGGAGAAGGAACAGAAGAGAAGGUGUUUCCAACUGGCCCAGUAUCUGGUGGCUGUUAUUGUGGGUUUGGCUGUGUUGACCAGUGCCAUUGUUGCUAAGGGCUCUCUUUUGGUGCUGUCAACAUUGUCCAGUCCAAAAUCCACGCGCAGUCCAAAGGAAAAACAGUUCUACAUGCUAAUGUUGGUGUUCUGCCUGGUUUGCCCAAACUUCCUGGUGUUCAUAAAAUCCCUGUGGAGGUGUGCCUUCAAAAGCUUCGUACAGCCCAACCUGAGGACCAUGUCAUUUAUUUGCGCCAUAGAAUGCCUGGUGUCGCUUGGCACCUCAAUCUUGGUACUUGUGGUGAUGCCUCGGUUUGACGUUCUGACAAAUCUGUUCAUCAGUGGAGGUGUCUGUAUUGUGCCCGCACUACUUCAGAUCGUCUUUCGACUACAGACAGAAACUUGGAAACUUAUAUUCCCAAUCUGCUCCCUCCUUCUAACCUGUGCUGGAUACUGCCUGCUAGGAACCGACUACUAUGUCCGCGUAUCGUCCUUUGUGGACAGUCAGAGUGCAGACUGCUUUGUCUAUGUGGGAGUUGGAAUUUUCGCCUCACUUCUUAUCUCUUUGUGCUGGUGGGAGAAUCCAAUGCAAGCUACUAAUCGGAUUCAGGAUACUUUGUCAGAACUGGAUGGUUUCAGGGACUUUGUGUUUGUCAUCAGCAGUCUUCUGCGGAUAAUCGUCAUUGGAGCUGUAUACCUGUUCUACCACGUGCUUCUUGAAGAGUCCGUCAUCUGGUCAGACUUCAAUUUAAACGGUGACGAAUGGGAAUUGUUACAAGUUGGAUUGGUGCUGUUCUUCUUACAGGCCUUCUGCUCAGCAGCGUGCCACUGGUUUGGGGUGGUGGCCUGCAAGAUUCAUGCUGUCAGGAUGAGUUUCGCCUUGCCCUUAUGUUGCACAGGACCUUCAGUGCUUCUACUGGGACUUAUACUUUUCAUCACCCUAGCAGAAAAAUUGGAUGGAGCAAAGCAUGGGAGCAUCACAGAGUUUUGUGAAAGCUUGUCCUUCUUGAGCCACAAGAACACAACCCCUGUGGUCUUACUAGAACUCACAAGGAGCAUCUGCCGGACCUCACUUAACAGCUAUUACUUGCAAUGGCCUUUUUUGAUGUUGGCUCUUGAGGGAGUAUGCAUGUGGUUAGCACUGGUGACAUGCACUUACUACGUAUGGAAGACAAAGGUGCAGCGCAUAGAGAGAACCUCUCAGCUGUUCGUUCGGCGGCUCUACGAAUCCGCUUUCAUCGACUUGUCUAUGUUACUCAACACCAAGAUGAAGGUCUCUCGCGCUCGAAACCAAGAAAGCCAAGACGACAUCCAGAACUGCGUGAUCUAUCUCUGUGCCACCAUGUGGCAUGAAACCUACGAUGAAAUGCUGAAGAUUCUGACCUCCAUGUUCAGGUUGGACCGUUACCGAGGUGAUCCAAAAGAGGAACAUAAGGACUGCUUUGAUUUCGAGUGUCACAUUUACGUGGAUGACGGGUUUAUGACUGAAAAGGACACGGGCAAGAGGCUGGUGAAUUCAUACGUUAACGAUUUGACUCAAGUCGUCAUCGAGGUUUACAGGGUUUUUACCAACAAAGAGCCUGAUGACGUAUCCAUCGUGGAAACUCCAUAUGGUGGUAGACUUGUCUUUGUUAUGCCAGAAGGCAACAUGCUCUACAUUCAUCUUAAAGACAAAAGUCUCAUCAGGAACAAGAAAAGAUGGUCACAGAUUAUGUACAUGUAUUAUCUACUUGGCUGGAAGGGCUACCUUUCCAAAAACCCUCAGACCAAACGUCAAUUCGUAUGCAGAGAAUCUCUCAUCUCGAUGGAUAGUGAGAUAUUCAUCAUGCCCCAGUAUGACAAUGACAACAAAAGAAGAUUAAUCUCAGAUGACAACGUCUACAUCCUGGCUCUGGACGGGGACACCGACUUCCAGCCUAAAGCUGUAAUUCUGCUUGUGGACAGGCUGAGGAUGUAUGACAAUGUUGGCGCAGCCUGUGGACGAAUCCAUCCUACCGGCAUGGGUCCCAUGGUGUGGUACCAGAAGUUUGAGUAUGCAGUGGGUCACUGGCUGCAGAAGACAGCAGAACACGUGUUUGGAUCAGUGCUGUGCAGUCCAGGAUGUUUCAGUCUGUUUCGAGCAUCGGCCUUAAUGGAUGACAACGUGCUGAAGAGAUACACGACGACUGCCACUCGAGCUGCGGAAUACGUACAAUAUGACCAAGGGGAGGAUCGUUGGUUGUGUACUUUGCUACUGCAGCAAGGGUGGCGUGUGGAAUACAAUGCUGCAUCCGAUGCCUACACCAACUCACCACAAGAGUUUAAAGAGUUUUAUAACCAGAGGAGACGGUGGGGACCAUCCACACUGGCUAACACGUUGGACCUCCUGCACAGUGGCGCAGAGACAGUGAAGCGAAACUCCUCCAUAUCCAAACUGUAUAUUUUCUACCAGAUGUUCACGGUUGGUUCCUCUAUUCUUGGACCAGCCUCUGUGACGCUUAUGGUGGCAGGUGCUUUCCAGUUUGUCUUUAAAAUUGCCGGCACACUAUCCAUCAUCAUCGCAAGCAUCCCUCCUGUGUUCUACCUCAUCAUUUGUUUCAUCGCCAAACCAAACAACCAGAUAACAAUCGCUGGCAUUAUGAGCGUCCUGUAUGCCUUCCUCAUGACGGCUUCCUUGUUUUCCAUCAUCGGCGAUAUAGUGAUUCAGGGUACGAUCCUGACCCCGACUGGUGUGUUCCUGGUUUCUAUGACAAUCAUGUACUCGGUGACUGCUAUCCUCCACCCCGAGGAGUGUGCAAUGAUCAUCUAUGGCCUGAUGUAUUUCAUCUGCAUUCCCAGUGGUUACCUUCUACUUACCAUCUACUCAUUGGUUAACAUGCACAUUGUAACCUGGGGCACAAGAGAAUCCAAUAAGGGAGGAACAGAGAUAAAGAAGAAUCACAACGUGCUUUGUGACCGAAACUGCAGACUCUGCUGCUGGGACAUGAAGUUGCAGAUAACUCAGGAAACGGAGAACCUGAUGAUUCAACAAAUCAAAGGACAGGCCGCUCAGCAAUCCCCUCCCCUUCCAAUCACAGCCCAGGAAACGAAUCAACACGCCGCUUCAAAUGUGGCGCCACAAGAUACUCCUGACACCACCAAAAUAGCACAGCAAGGAGGACAGAAACCACCGACCGAUCGAGAGAGGAUAGAGAUGAAACGUUUUGACAACAUUUCCAGAAACACUGAUGAUAGCGUGAAAAAAGUGAGCCUAUCAUCAAGUGCAUCUGAAGAUGAUGAUGACGAAGAGGAUGAUGACGAUUACGGCAAUAACCAGGACAACGAAGACAUUCCCAUUAGCGAAUGGGUGAGUCCAGUGAAAGAAGAGUUCUUAAAGAAGUUGACUUUUGCCAAUUUAAAGAGGAACUUGAAAGAACAAAUACGGUACUCUCUCCGCAAAAAGAAUCAAGAGGACGUGUGUGAGGAGUUGAUAUUAAUGUUAACAGACACACUCAGUGGACAACUAUACGGAGUUGGACCUGAAGAUGUUCUGACAGAAGGCCAACUGGAGGAACUACAACAGGAAUUGACGGAACAGGCUCGGCGCACCUUGAAGACCAGUCGCAUGGGAAGAUUAGAGAAAAAGGUCAAGAGAGCCAUCGAGAAAACUCUGACUGCCCCUCAGGUGCAGAAACUAGACGAGGAUGAGAAUGACUUCUGGAACAAGCUGAUCGAGCGCUACUUGAAGCCCAUUGUUGACACUAAAGCACAUCUAGAGGAGGUCACCAGAGAGCUGAAGUCGCUGCGCAACAAGGCAGUAUUCCUCUAUUUUAUCGUCAAUGUGCUGUGGGUGGUUGCCACCUUUUUCCUGCAAGCCAUUGGAAAUGACGUCAUCAGCAUCAAGAUCCCUAAAUACUAUGGAAACGGAACAUCAUCUGGAGAGGUCCUCAAGGUGGAGCCUCUCAGCUUGAUGUUUCUGUUGUCUUUUGCGAUCCUUCUCCUUGUCCAGUUCAUCGCCAUGUUGUAUCACAGGGUCUACACUUUGAUCCACGUGGUGUCAUACCGCAGCACAGAGAAGGACUACAAACUGAAAGAUGAUGAGGAUGACGACGAUGGCUUGAUCUUAGAGAACCAUAACACCAGUGGACUCAGCAUCACAAGCGAUGACUUGUAGCUGCUGGAUGCCUUUUGUGAUUGUAUUUGUGCCUCAUUGCUGUCCUUCUCCAUCAUUUGCUUUUUCUGAAGCUAAACUCAAAGGUGUCAUAAAGCAUUCCGAGAGUUUUAUCUUUUGUCAACUUACCCUGAGUCACAUUCACGAUUGUCAAAGGAAUAUAGAAAAAUCAGUAACAAAAUUUCCUAUGAAUUGAAUGUCAGUUUCACUCUAUUAGGAUUGAACUGAGGGUAAAUGUUUGCCUUUCUGUGGGACUUGGUAUGGUCAUGUGUUACAAUCUGGAAACUGAACAGCCCAAUCCCUGAAAAUGGAUUUAAAUUGCUACUUUUGCACAUUAUUGGGGGAAAUAUUUAUGACUUUGUAGCGUUUGACAUACUGUUGGAUUGAUGUUUUUUUUAAUCAGGUUAAGAUCAUGAAUAAAUGGUUUGAUGAAAAUUACCGGUAAUAUUUUUUAUAGUACUGCAAUAAAAUUUUCGAAAACACAA
This is a messenger RNA of Hippocampus zosterae (dwarf seahorse), 4968 nucleotides long. It is a transcript of the gene chs1, whose product is annotated as chitin synthase 1. The record is from RefSeq and is a predicted model, not a curated record. Gene Ontology annotation, molecular function: chitin synthase activity. Bases 233 to 4486 code for a protein of 1417 amino acids. Gene Ontology annotation, cellular component: cell septum; cell periphery. Lineage: Eukaryota; Metazoa; Chordata; Actinopteri; Syngnathiformes; Syngnathidae. The transcript has 36 exons.